Cutaneotrichosporon cavernicola is the source of this 495-nucleotide messenger RNA. RefSeq lists its product as uncharacterized. NCBI's taxonomy places the organism in Eukaryota, Fungi, Basidiomycota, Tremellomycetes, Trichosporonales, Trichosporonaceae. The transcript has 7 exons. Gene Ontology annotation, molecular function: peptidyl-prolyl cis-trans isomerase activity. The record is from RefSeq and is a predicted model, not a curated record. Gene Ontology annotation, cellular component: catalytic step 2 spliceosome. The coding region runs from base 1 to 495 and encodes 164 amino acids. Gene Ontology annotation, biological process: protein peptidyl-prolyl isomerization; protein folding.
AUGUCCGUCACGCUCCACACGUCGCUGGGUGACCUCAAGAUCGAGGUGUUCUGUGAGGCCGUGCCCACGACGGCCGAGAACUUCCUCGCCCUCUGCGCAUCAGGGUACUAUGAUGGUUGCCUGUUCCACCGCAACAUCAAGGGAUUCAUGGCGCAGACGGGCGAUCCCACUGGAACAGGGAAGGGCGGACAGAGCAUCUGGGGAGCACCAUUUGCAGACGAGGUGCGACAGACACUCAAAUUCAACGCGCGCGGGAUCGUUGCUAUGGCCAACGCCGGGCCUGGAACUAACAAGUCCCAAUUCUUCAUCUCGUACGCCAAGCAGCCCUCGUUGGACGGCAAGUACACAAUCUUCGGACGCGUGAUCGAUGGGCAGGACAGCACGCUCGACAUGAUCGAGCGCGUGCCCGUCAACGCCAAGAACAGGCCUGAGAGGGAGAUCAAGCUUGAGAGUGUCACGAUCCACGCCAACCCGAUAGCAGACGCGCACAAGUAG